CACCACCUCCAGACAAAGACAUGCAAGUUAACUGGUGGGUGUUUACUUCUUUUCUUUCUUUUUUUUUUUUAUUUAAAGAAUUCCACUUGUAAAUCUACAUUUCCCCUGUGAGAGAGGAGGGCACCCCCGGCCCUGCUGGUCCAGCCUGCAGCAUCACAUCCUGUCUGGCUGAACUGGGUGGUGUAAACCCGGAGUUCGAGGCGGGGAGAGGAGCAGUGCUGGGGGAGUGAGUGUGUUAUUUUGGGAGGGACGCUGGUGCCACUGGUUUCAAACUCAAAGUUCCUGAAGUUCGGAUUAUGUCUGCGCCGAGGACGGACUGAAGGGGAAGCCGGUGACGAGCCAUGCGCCACCACGGAAUUAUCCGCACGUUUCUGCCGUGAUGCUCCGGAGAAACUUUCACUGGACCAUGUUCUCGCUGCUUUGGGGAGAUUUUCUAUGUGUGAAGAAGUGUAUGUUUUUCCCGUUCCCAUCGGCCACCCAGUCUGAUUUUACCGCAUCCAAUAUUUAUACCCUAGCUGGGUUUAAAUGCAGGAGAAACUGUUAUUCGUUGUUUUGGACCGGAUAUAGUGUGGGUUGGGGCAGAUAUGCGUAAUGCGCAAAGCGAGCUCCAUCUCCUCUCCAAAUAGGCAGCGUUCAAGACCCGAAAAUGUCUAAGUCGGAGGUGAAGAAGGAGUCCGGGGAGUCCAGCCCGGCGGAGGCCGCCUGCCUCUGCUCUCCUGCAGCGGCCAAGAACCAGUGCGCCAGCUGCGGGAUGGAGAUCCACGACCGGUACCUGCUCAAGGUCAACAACCUGAACUGGCACUUGGGCUGUUUGGAGUGUUCCGUGUGCAGAGCGUCUCUGCGCCAACACAGCAGCUGCUACGUGAAAAACAAAGAGAUCUACUGCAAGCUGGAUUAUUUCAGGUUCGGGACCAAGUGCGCCCAGUGCGGCCGGCAGGUUUUUGCCAGCGACUGGGUGAGGAGGGCCCGGGGCAGCGUCUACCACCUCGCCUGCUUCGCCUGCUUCUCCUGCAAGAGGCAGCUGUCGACCGGGGAGGAGUUCGGCCUGGUGGAGGGCAGGGUGCUGUGCCGCAGCCACUACGACAUCAUGCUGGACAACCUGCGCAGGGCGGCGGAGAACGGCACCGGGCUGACUCUGGAGGGAGCGCUGCCCUCGGACCAGGACUGUCAACCCAAACCGGCCAAGAGGGCGCGGACGUCGUUCACCGCCGAGCAGCUGCAGGUGAUGCAGAACCAGUUCGCUCAGGACAACAACCCUGACGCUCAGACGCUGCAGAAACUGGCAGAAAUGACGGGACUGAGCAGACGAGUCAUUCAGGUUUGGUUUCAGAACUGCCGAGCCCGACACAAAAAGCAGCCUCCUCAGAGCAGCUUCUCCCAGAGCGCCCCCCUGUCCCGGAUGCCGCCGUCGCUUCCCGACGACAUCCACUACUCGCCCUUCAGCAGCCCCGACCGGCCUCACCUGCUGGCGCUGCACGGAUACCUGGACGCUCAUCCGUUCUCCGUCCUCACCGCCCCGGGACACUUGACGCAUCCGUCCAUCUCUCUACCACAGCUUCCCAUCAGCCGCUGACCGGCCACGUUCCCACGUUCCCACUUUUCCCGCCAUGAAAUUGUGAAAAUCGUCUCGUCCUUGGGAAUCUACUCUGCAGCGAGGAUCUCCAUCUCAAUGCUGAGGAGUUACUUUUUAUUUGAUUAAUGCAGAAAAGAAGACCACUUUUUUUUUUUUUUUACUUCCACGGGACAUAAAUCAUUUCAUCAUUGCAUCAGGUCAGGAGCUGUUUCCGUUCAAAAAGGCCUUUUUUUUUUUGUUAAAUUGCUGCAACAUGAGCAGAUGAGAGUGUUGUUAUUCCAGUAAAACCUCAGCGUUGUUUCGUUUGAUUUUUGUGUUGGUGACGAGCACAUUUGCAGCUUUUACUGUCGUUUGUCGUUGUCGUAUUUGUUGUCAGAAAAAUGGAAACUCUUAUUUAUUCAGAGCAAGACUUCACUUUUCAAAAAUAGCACUUUUAAAAUGUGUCUUGAAGCUUAUUGGGUGAUUGUACAUUGUAAAUACUGCUAUGGUUUAAUAAAACGUAUCGGACAUGGUCGA
Molecule: messenger RNA, 2089 nt
Organism: Mugil cephalus (flathead mullet)
Lineage: Eukaryota; Metazoa; Chordata; Actinopteri; Mugiliformes; Mugilidae
Gene: lhx6b
Product: LIM homeobox 6b
Exons: 9
Coding region: 647-1573 (308 amino acids)
Biological process (GO): neuron differentiation; forebrain neuron development; regulation of transcription by RNA polymerase II
Cellular component (GO): nucleus
Molecular function (GO): DNA-binding transcription factor activity, RNA polymerase II-specific; RNA polymerase II transcription regulatory region sequence-specific DNA binding
Source: RefSeq, a predicted model, not a curated record